Molecule: messenger RNA, 2453 nt
Organism: Zootoca vivipara (common lizard)
Lineage: Eukaryota; Metazoa; Chordata; Lepidosauria; Squamata; Lacertidae
Gene: MRPL27
Product: mitochondrial ribosomal protein L27
Biological process (GO): translation
Cellular component (GO): mitochondrial large ribosomal subunit; ribosome
Molecular function (GO): structural constituent of ribosome
Source: RefSeq, a predicted model, not a curated record
AUGGUGUUCAGCCUCACCCCCGGAUCCGGAAGCUUUGCAAGGCGGAGCCGGCCGGGUUGCCGACCAGGAGGCGGCGGCGAAGAAGGUCAAAUGGCGGCGCUGCUCGGCAGGCUCUCGCCUUGGGCUCUCGGCUCCGGAGGGCAACUUUUGCCUAUUUCCCCCCUAAGUGCAGUUGCAGUGAGGUUUGCAUCUAAGAAGAGUGGAGGCAGUUCCAAAAAUCUUGGGGGGAAAAGUCCUGGGAAAAGUUACGGAGUUAAAAAAUUGGACGGAAACUUUGUCCACGCUGGCAACACACUGGCGACACAGCGGGUGAUUCGCUGGCACCCGGGAGCUCACGUGGGAAUAGGCCGCAACAAGUCGCUCUACGCGCUUGAAGAUGGGAUUGUGCGGUACACGAAGGAAGUCUACGUGCCGCCUCCCCGCAGCAAGGAAAGCACAGAGGUGAUCUGCCAGUUACCCAAAGGAGCUGUGCUGUACAAAACUUUCAUCAACGUCAUUCCCACUAAAGAGGUGGGGAGCUUCAAGUUGGUCGAGAUGGUCUGAGACUUUUGAGGUCUCCUGGACGACAGCAAGGAACUGGCCAGCUUUAUCUGAGCCCGGACAUAAACAGGUCUGAAAACGCUGGUGUAGUUCUGAAUGGACUUCACCUGCUCGGUCACCUGCGGGUUGGCUGCUCAAUAUAUUCUAGGCACCUGGAAUGCAUUCUCAACAAAGAGGAUGUUGUUUAAAUUUCUUUUUCUAAAAUAAAAGGGCAGUUCUGUCCUCUCUUAUCAUCUUACCAGGAGAGCUAAUUCAAGCUGAUGUUUUCAUCCGAUUAGCUCGUAACGCAGGCAUCCCCAAACUUGGCCCUCCAGAUGUUUUGGGACUACAAUUCCCAUCAUCCCUGACCACUGGUCCUGUUAGUAGGGAUGAUGGGAGUUGUAGUCCCAAAACAUCUGGAGGGCAGAGUUUGGGGGUGCCUGCUCUAAUGUAAUGGGAGAAUUUUGAUGGGCUGGAUUAGAGUCAGGUUCUGAACACGAAAGUGUUACUCAGGCAAUUCUCAGAAGAUUUCACACAGCAGCCUGAACGUCUAUAAAUGCACAUGCAAUCAUUUCUCCUAAUAUUUCAACACAGGAGUGGUUUGAUGGGGGCCAUGGGCAACGAGCCCUCUGCUGCAACCUCCCCCAAUGCCCCUACCACCACCCUGGUGGCUGUUCUCCUCCACCCGCAUAGCAAAGUUAUUGGUAGGAUGGAUGCAGAUGGGCAACAGUGGACCAUGUGCAGACCCACCGGGCAAAGUAGCUGCAGCAUCUCCCCAAAAUACUCCUGGUCCCUGAUGCAGUAGCAUACAUUGGGGCCCAUAAGCACCAAGGGUUACGCUGUAGCCGCUCCGCUCAGCUUACACAAAGCAAUCAGACAUUGAAUGUUUUUGUAGGGUCUGUUGCUGAGUCAGAGUCGAUUUCUGUUUCCGGGGUUCAUUACUUUGAAAUGCUUCUGCAGUGGUGCUGGCUGGCUUUGACACAUAUCAAGCCCUGCAUCUGUAGCCUUGUCCUUCCAGCAUUGGCUACCAUAAAUAUAGCGGGAGCGGGUGGCGCUGGGGUCUAAACCACAGAGCCUAGGGCUUGCCGAUCAAGAGGUUGGCAGUUUGAAUCCCUGCAACGGGGUGAGCUCCUGUUGCUCUGUCCCAGCACCUGCCAACCUAGCAGUUCGAAAGCACGCCAGUGCAAGUAGAUAAAUGGGUACCACUCCGGCGGGAAGGUAAACAGCAUUUCCCUGCGCUCUGGCUUCCAUCACAGUGUCCCGUUGCGCCAGAAGCGGUUUAGUCAUGCUGGCCACAUGACCCGGAAAGCUGUAUGUGGACAAACUCUGGCUCCCUUGACCUGAAAGCGAGAUGAGCGCUGCACCCCAUAGUCUGCUUUGACUGGACAACCAUCUAGGGAUCCUUUACCUUUACUAUAAAUAUGCAGGACCAGUGGCCUUGCUGUGGUUUGUUUUUUUAAAAACUCUGGCCUACUGAGCUGGGAAGCAGCUGUUAGCACAGUCAAGAGGGCAGAACUGAUGCAAUGCUUUAGGGAGAACCCUGGGCUAUUGUGCUCCUAGCCAGGAGUGCCGCAAGCUGCCCUUUCAUGCUCUAGUCCAGUGUUUCCCAACCUUGUGCCUCCAGAUGUUUUGAGACUACAAUUCCCAUCAUCCCUAGCUAGCAAGACCAGUGGUCAGGAAUGAUGGGAAUUGUAGUCUGAAAACAGCUGGAGGCACAAGGUUGGGAAACACUGCUCUAGUCUGCCCUGUGUGUCUGGUUGUGUCCCUCAGUUUGCUUUUGCCUCCGGCACAUUUCUUUUUUGGGGGAUUUAAUCCAUUCUUUUUUAAAAAUCUGGGUUGUAGCAGCUCCCUCCAUUUUGAUUUUCAGGUGGGAGGGGAAAUGCCACCAUCUGAAACCAUGCAGCCGUCUACACAGGAAACACCAGCAUUUGGGG